This is a messenger RNA of Sparassis crispa, 1665 nucleotides long. RefSeq lists its product as hypothetical. Gene Ontology annotation, cellular component: chromosome, centromeric core domain; mitotic spindle pole body; microtubule organizing center attachment site. The transcript is spliced from 6 exons. Gene Ontology annotation, biological process: nuclear inner membrane organization. Lineage: Eukaryota; Fungi; Basidiomycota; Agaricomycetes; Polyporales; Sparassidaceae. Bases 1 to 1665 code for a protein of 554 amino acids. The record is from RefSeq and is a predicted model, not a curated record.
AUGUCCAAGAUUUUUAGACAGCAUAGCAGUGUGGCCUGCUUCUACUGCCAGACGGCGAUCACGCCUUUUCCCCAUAAUCCCCGGUCCUUCCGCUGCCCCAAUUGCGACUGCUGGAAUCGCUAUGGCAAUGACGGAGAAAUCAUCUCAGAAGAACCUGCGAUGCAUGACGAGAAAAUGAAUACGCGUUCCUUCGCCAGGCGAGGAUCCCCGAGAAAAGACCGCUUGCCUAGCAUAUACGGAAGCGUGUUGUUCUGCCACACCUGCCAGACAAAUCAGAUGCUCCUUGCUCAACUCCUAUCAAACUACCUUCCUCCACAAGAUGACCCAGAAUAUGCGGAGCGCAGUGAAACUUAUGACGAAUACCGCCGUUCUGUCGAGGUGCGGUAUCCACCCGUGUGUGCCGAGUGUGCGCCCGCUGUAGAGGAGGAGAUCCGGCGGCGUGAUCAAAUGGCGCGCACGCAGGCUCUAGGUGGAUUCCUUCACGCGACGAAACGAACAACCCUGCAGGCACCCGAGUCGCAGAAAGAUAAGGACCGCCUCCAGCGAGAGAUCGCCGCGUGGAAAAUAAGGGGUUGUCUCUGGCUCGGAAGCCUUGCAUGUGCGCUAGGAGGAUAUGUUGCAGUGGUCUCAAGACAGGGUGUACUGCGAUUACCUGGCAGUUUUCGGCUGGUUAUACCCGUCAUCACCCCCUGUUCCAUCUUGUGGACAGUGUGGGAUCCGACAUACGCGUCGUUACGACGCGAGCAGUUUCAAGGACGGGCAGUGCGCCAACGCGGCAAAAGAGUAUACGUCGUUUUACAGAUGAUGGCAUGGCUUUCAAGACUAUGUACUUCAGUAUUCAUCGCAUUGUCUUUGUAUAGGCCUGAAUGGGACCGUGUACAACUCUGGGACGACCCGCAAUCGACGGAGGCCCGGAUGUAUUGUUCUAUCUCCAUAGUACUUGAAUUAUUCGUUCUCGUAACGUCGCAUUUCACUCUUCAACUCCAGCAUCCACCUAAAAUACGUCUCAUGGACGGUUCAGAAGAUAGAUACCAGUUCAUGUCUCCCACAUCUUCACAGCCCUCUACUCGCAGCACCACGCCAGCAGUAGCUAUAGAGCCCGACCUCCUAAACGGCCUGUCACUGUCUUCCAAUGGAGUGAUGCGCACCACGACUCCCAAGCCAAAACCCAUUUUCGGCGUUGCAUCAUUUCCCGCAGGCCCAUCACAAUCGCCAAGCCGGUCACAUCCUGCAGGCCCGUCAUCCACCACACCAUCCUCUCCCCUCAGGCACGCCCCACCCAACGAUUCCGACAUGGAAAUCGCAGACGACGAAUUCCCAUCUGCAAGCGACGACCCGGACGCGAUGGACUGGUCGCCCAUCCGCCCGACCCAGCACCCGCCGAGAUCGGACAAGAAGCCUGUCCGGCUCACAAUUCCGGACGACGGCGUCUGGUUGCGGCCACAACGCUUUUUCGCGCCCGAGGAGCCAACGGGGCUAGAGAACCUAUUCGCCAAGACGAUAAAGCUGGCAGAUGACGAGCAGCAGUGCCGCGGGGGCGCUAGCGGGGUGCGGAGACAAGCGGGACGUCGAUGCUGGCCAGCGUGGUGGGCGCUAAUCGGUAUGCUGCCGCUGCUUCCACUCGCUGGGUUUGUAUGGUAUAGCAGGUGGAAGGGGGUAUCAUGA